UGUACAUUUCAUCAGAUAAGGAUACACGCGUGUCAGACAAACUCCAGUUUAGAGAAAUGCAAGACGCGGCAACCUACUCGCUUUCCCUAAUGAUUCAACAUUCCAGCAGUGCACCUUUCACGAACCUGAGCACCGCAGUGAUAUCAAUCGGAAUCUGAAGCCAAAGCAUCAAAACCGAAGAUCAUAAAUCGUCUGCUUGUGACGUUUCGUUCCCAGUUCUGAGAAGGCUAACUCUGGUCAGUAAAGGCCUAUAGCUACUGCAACAGAGACACGAUGAAGGGACCAGAAUUGUUAGCUGGAGCAGCCAAGGCGGCCACUUAUAAUGUGUUUUUACAGUUGUCAAUAAGAAUGAUGACGUUUAUACUGAAUGCUGUGGUGUUGAGGUACAUUUCCAAGGACAUGCUGGGUGUAGUCAAUGUCAGACUGACUCUACUGUACAGCACGGCUCUGUUUAUCUCAACAGAGGCAUUUGACCAGGCCUGUCUCAGCAAGAAAGAAGGGAAAAACUGGACACAAGUGGUUAACCUAAUGUGGUGGUCAUGGCCGGUCAGCAUUAUGUGUUGUGGAUUAUUGAGCUUUGUAUGGCUGUUUGCACUGGCACUCCCUGAUGAAGAUGUUGUCCCCCAUUAUGGAUGGGGUGUGAUUAGCUUUGCUGUGGCAACCAUCAUCACGGUCUUGGCCCGUCCUCACUUUAUCAUUGGCCAGACUCAUCUAUUUGUCAAACUACGGGUUUUGUCAGUGGGGCUGUCAGAGCUUACCAAAUGUCUUACCAUUGUGUUCUUGGUGAUAAACUUUCCAAACCUGGGCCUCAUCUCCUUCUCCAUCGGACAGAUCGUCCAUGGAAUAACCUACGCUGUGCUGUAUUACUUGACCUUCUACUGGUAUCUAGGUGACAAGUCAAAACCCAAAGACUUUGUGUUCCAGAGGACUAGAGAUUUUUUCCCACAGAAACCCAAAGACAAGGAAUGGCUGGAUAAAGACAUGGUUUCUCUGACCGGAAGUUUCUUUAAACAGUCUCUACUCAAACAGUUCUUAACUGAAGGCGAGAAAUAUGUGAUGACACUGUUUAACGUCUUCAGCUUUGGUGACCAGGGUAUAUAUGAUGUCAUCAAUAACCUUGGUUCCAUGGUUCCUCGCUUCAUUUUCCUGCCACUUGAGGAAAGUGGACGUCUUUUCUUUUCCCAAUCUUUGAAUCGGGGGAAAACCUACAAAGACCAGUCCCAAGCCUCGGUUGAUCUAGCUGCACGAGUCUUGUAUAGCCUGCUUCGAGUUGUUAUGUUGCUGGGCAUGCUGAUCUUAGUGUUCGGCUAUGCCUACUCGUUCCUUGCCCUGGAUUGGUACGGUGGUGAGGUUCUCUCUGCUGGCACAGGACCAACCCUACUCCGCUGGUAUUGUCUCUAUGUACUCAUCCUGGCCGUCAAUGGUAUCACAGAAUGCUUCUACUUCGCUGUCAUGAGUCAGACACAAAUUGACCAGUACAAUAGGAGGAUGGUGCUGUUCUCACUGGCCUUCCUUGGUGCUUCACUUCUACUUACCAAUCAGUUUGAGAGUGUGGGUUUUAUCCUGGCUAACUGUAUCAAUAUGUGUACCAGAAUAGCACACAGUGUAUAUUUUAUCCACAAUUAUUACAAGGGAAGUGCGUACCGUCCACUGCUAGGUCUAGUCCCUUCAAGGUCCCUACUGGUCAGUUUGGUAGUGUCAGUGGUCAUCACAGUCACAUCAGAGACUAUGUUUUGCUGUGACGCUGGGUUUCUGUACCAACUACUACAUGUGGGGAUUGGUGGUGUGUGCUUCCUCUCAGUAAUCGGCACCAUCGUAUUAACAGAGGCAGACCUAAUCAGCUUCAUUAGGGAACAUUUGUUACAUGAUACGUCUCCCAAACAACUCAAGGGAGAGUGAUUGGGACAUGGCCCUAUAAUGAUAUUUCUCUCAAAACACUGAUGCUGCAUCACAAAUGUGGAUCAUGAAGGACUCAACAGGGGAUUCAAUAGAAUUGUCGUCACAAUACCCAUCUGGCAUAGAUUGUGUUAGCCUACUAAGAUCUUGCAGGAUUUGAUAAAGCAGUGGUUUUGUGCCUUAUCAAUCUCAAACUUUAUGAAUAUAUUGUGGAAGUGACGUUGGAAAAUUCCAGUGUAUCUUCAACAAUACAGUGUUUUAUUGUGCGGUCCCUAAUGCAGGAAUAUGUGAUUGAUGAAGAAUCUCUGUUAGCAGUUGAGUUUUCAGCCAAGUGGCCAAUUUCACAAUCCUGUGUAUUUGUUGGAGAAGAAUGUGACAAGGCUUUGUUCAACAGAAUUUCUUCUGUGUCAUGUGCAGUGAGUAGUAGGCCAGGGUGAAACUGCAAAUUCUACAAUUUGAAUUUCAGUUAUACUACCUACAAAAUAAUUUAACCCUGAAAACUGACAUUUAAUAACAUGAUAAUGAUGGAAAAAUAUUGCAUGAAUUUUAAGUGGUGUACAUGGUAUGGUGUGUAUAUGGAAUGAUUGACAUGGUAUGGUGUGUACAUGGUAUGGUGGUGUGUACAUGUAUAGUGUACAUGGUAUGGUGUGUACAUGUAUGAUG
This is a messenger RNA of Pecten maximus, 2559 nucleotides long. RefSeq names its product protein RFT1 homolog. Gene Ontology annotation, cellular component: endoplasmic reticulum membrane. Gene Ontology annotation, biological process: glycolipid translocation; dolichol-linked oligosaccharide biosynthetic process. The transcript has 13 exons. The coding region runs from base 274 to 1899 and encodes 541 amino acids. The record is from RefSeq and is a predicted model, not a curated record. Lineage: Eukaryota; Metazoa; Mollusca; Bivalvia; Pectinida; Pectinidae.